This is a messenger RNA of Paecilomyces variotii, 1375 nucleotides long. RefSeq lists its product as hypothetical. The record is from RefSeq and is a predicted model, not a curated record. The coding region runs from base 33 to 1325 and encodes 430 amino acids. NCBI's taxonomy places the organism in Eukaryota, Fungi, Ascomycota, Eurotiomycetes, Eurotiales, Thermoascaceae. The transcript has a single exon.
UCAAGGAAAAAGCGACGGCAUCAAUUGUAGUUAUGGUCGAUCCUGGGACAAACUGCGACUGGUCGGAUCUCCGAUUUACAAUGCUGCGUGAGGUUGGACAUGACCCGAACAUCUCUCUCCAGGUCGAGUUCCUGCCUGGAGAAGCGUCCCCGUUGCUUGCGAGCAUCCCCCGAUCUCUGCAGCCGGAGCAGAACGCUAAUGAAUGUGCACCCCCGUUGUCACAGCUUGAUAAGAUGGACAGAAUUGGCAGAUUACAACGGGGAAUGUCUAUCGGCCUGAGCGGCGUGGAGGGAGGGGGAACCAUGGGUGGUUUUGUCACCUUAGCGAGAGGGAGGGUCAUUCACCAAGGCCUCUUGACUAGUUACGAUGUCGUGAGGCCUCCUACACCUGCUUCCACAGUCAUCGAGGCCGAUAGGCAGGGUAUCUCAAUCGAUCGUCCAAAUUGCCCUAAGAUCGAGAUCAUCUACCCAGCCACGAAGGACGCCAGGGCAACGAAGGACGAGGCCGAGUUAGUGUUGGAGGAAACAAAGACAAGACUCGACGGACUAAUCCAGCGCAAGAACAACUACAAGCUUAUUGGCAAGGAAGUGAAAACUGCAGAGCUCAAACACAUUAAGGAUGUCGAAAGAGCGUACGACCAUCGUCAACAGACUCUAAAGGCAGUGCAGAACAUGCCCACUAAGAUAGGAGAAGUGGCAUUUGCUUCGGGCAUGGGCGUCAGCGGAGCAACCCUUCUCGAUUGGGCCUUUGUGGAAAUCACUGAGCCCGAAGCGCAGAAAUUCUUCAGGUGUGACCAGGUGCCACAAGUCCCUGUCAGAAUGAGGCCCUAUAUCGACACCUCCAAGCAAGUCCAUUUCAGUUUUCAAGAAGAACCGUUGAACGGCAUUGGUGUGAUGGAGAAAGGAGAGUAUUACGUGAUGGUUGGUCCGACCUCGGGGACGCAAACGGGAAUUUGCAAUGGUACCCAGGCCUCGUGUCACUGGAGGAAGAAUCAGAUUCGUUAUGGCGAGUUCGGGAAAGCUGUUGAUACUGCUCGGGUCACCCAAGAAUACGUUAUCAUAAACGAGGUGCUGAAGGGAAACAAAACCUUCCAGGACCCUUUUUGCUAUCCCGGAGAUUCGGGAGCUUUCAUGAUCAACACAAAAGGCGAGGUGUGUGGUCUCUUGUACGGGUAUCUCGAUGUCUAUGUAUCGCUAUCUGACUAUAUUUAUUCCGGCCUGGCUACGUGUAUGGGAAGUAUUAAGCUGUCAAUACAGGCCCUGACGACUCCUCGCGAUGCUCAAGGUAGACCGACAGGAAUCCUUGCCGAGCUUGGUCUUUUCUAAGUGGGAGUAGCGACUGCUAAUAACGUUUGCCUGUUUACUUGUACUUCGUG